AUGGCGGCGCCCGUCCUGCUGCGAGUGUCGGUGCCGCGCUGGGAGCGGGUGGCCCGCUCCGCGGUGUGCGCGGCCGGCAUCCUGCUCUCCCUCUACGCCUGCCACCUGGAGCGGGAGAAGGGCCGCGACCUCCACUACCAGGCCCUGUGCGACCUCAGCGAACGGGUCCGCUGCUCUGCCGCCAUCACCUCCAGAUGGGGUCGAGGAUUUGGUCUGUUGGGUUCCAUCUUUGGAAAGGACAGUGCAAUAAAUCAGUCAAACAGUGUUUUUGGACUCGUGUUUUAUAUACUACAAAUGCUACUUGGUAUGACAGCAAGUGCGGUAGCAGCUCUAAUCCUCAUGACAUCCUCCAUAGUGUCUGUAGUAGGGUCAUUGUACUUGGCAUACAUUCUGUACUUCGUGCUGAAGGAAUUUUGCAUUGUCUGCGUCAUCACAUAUUUGCUGAACUUCAUUCUCUUUAUCAUCAACUACAAACGACUAGUUUAUUUGAACGAGGCCUGGAAACGGCAACUCCAACCCAAACAGGAAUAACGCCUGUUUGAACUUUUGACUGACAGUCUGAAGACCCAACUUCCAUUAAGUUUAUUUUGCAGUAAUUUUUUAUUCUCCAUAUCAGACACUUUCCCUGAGAAUCAUAACUGAAUUUUUAAUUAUAAAUUUGAAGGGGCCCUAGGUAAUUUUUUUGUGCUAAUCUUCAAUUUAAAUGUGGUUAUGAAAGAAAGCUCUAAUAC
Messenger RNA from Gavia stellata (red-throated loon), 731 nucleotides. It is a transcript of the gene VKORC1L1, whose product is annotated as vitamin K epoxide reductase complex subunit 1 like 1. NCBI's taxonomy places the organism in Eukaryota, Metazoa, Chordata, Aves, Gaviiformes, Gaviidae. Gene Ontology annotation, biological process: peptidyl-glutamic acid carboxylation; vitamin K metabolic process. Gene Ontology annotation, molecular function: vitamin-K-epoxide reductase (warfarin-sensitive) activity. The transcript is spliced from 3 exons. The record is from RefSeq and is a predicted model, not a curated record. Bases 1 to 531 code for a protein of 176 amino acids.